GUGUAAAUCUACGUGACGACUCUUACUUCAUUUGGAAGAUGGCAGAAACUGCUCCUGCUCCCGCGGCGGCACCAGCCAAGGCACCUAAGAAGAAAUCAGCGGCUAAACCGAAAAAGGCUGGUCCAAGUGUGUCAGAUCUAAUUUUGAAAGCUGUUGCUGCCUCUAACGAGCGUAAAGGAGUUUCUCUUGCUGCACUGAAGAAAGCACUGGCAGGCGGUGGUUAUGACGUUGAGAAAAACAACUCUCGCGUCAAACUUGCCUUGAAAUCCUUAGUGAAAAAGGGGGCGCUUGUCCAAACCAAAGGCACCGGAGCUUCGGGAUCAUUCAAGGUGAGCAAAAAGACAGGAGCUAAACAACCUGCAAAAAAACCUGCAGUCAAAGCUAAGAAGCCGGCGGUGAAGAAAGCGUCUGCUGCCAAGGCAACAAAACCGAAGAAGCCCGCAGCCAAGAAACCUGCUGCAAAGAAGUCUCCCAAGAAAGCGAAGAAGCCUGUGACCCCCAAGAAAGCCGCGAAAAGUCCUAAAAAAGUGAAGAAGCCUGCUGUUAAGAAGGUUGCCAAGAGCCCGAAGAAGGUCAAAGCAGUAAAGCCUAAAGCGGCGAAGCCCAAGGUCGCCAAAGCUAAGAAGGGAGCAGCUAAGAAGAAGUAAAUGGUAUUAACCUGCAGACAAACCAAAAGGCUCUUACAAGACCCGCCACAAUAUCACAAAAGUGCAUGUUCUCGCGGUGUGUAAAUAUGUCCAUAAGCUUUUAUCGAGGAAAAGACCGGGGGAUGGGAGGGGGGCACAUGAACCAGAUUUUUUUGUUUGUUUGUUUUUUAACUGACUUGGGGUUGUUGGUAAAGAAAUACGUUUCUUUGGAAGUCUUUACACUUUUACGAUUUAAAGGAAAAUGUUGACUUCGGUAGAAUUAAAAUGAUAGUCUUCGUCUGCAAGUGAAGAAAGCCGAUUAGACAUUGUAAGUUUUUCUUCAAGCUACUUCAGUCGACAGGAUAAAAAUAGCGCUGUUGUGAAGCUCAUUGAAAGCCCAUGAGAACAGUGAGCGUUGUCCGUCAGCGCUUGACGUCUACAAUGUAAUGUAACAUACUUGUGAGUAACGCAACGUAACUUCACAAAUUCUUUGAGUUUGGGUAUGUGUGCGUGCGCUUUUGGGCGUCCUGGUGUCAAGGGUCAAAGGAUGUCGCUGUCAUGAACUAACACAACUUUUAUUGUGCUUUCCCCCUUUUUUUUUUUUAGUUUUUGUAAAACCUCAAAUUUGCUGCACUGUAUGAAAUUGUUUUUAGACAAAUCCUACAUAACAGUCGCAAUCCAGAAUACUGCAUCUCUGUAAAUAAGUUACCUCAAGACAAACAUAUUUUUGUUUUCAUUAAACUAUUUAUUAUUGUUCUGGUGAAAUACAUUGGAGUAACUUAAGGUUUGAGAGAAUGAUUGUUAAGUAAAAAUUUGGAGGAAACAGUGUUAAAAGAAUGUCAUUCCAUCCAUUUAAAGUACUUGUUUGUACUUGUUUGUUUUUCUACCGAUGUUGUUUCAUAUCAAGAAACUUCAUCAAAUAUUUUGUAUAGAAAUGUUGCAAAAUUCAUAAUAAAAUAAAAUGGAAAUAUGGAAA
Chanos chanos (milkfish) is the source of this 1602-nucleotide messenger RNA. RefSeq names its product histone H1 like1 (gene histh1l1). Lineage: Eukaryota; Metazoa; Chordata; Actinopteri; Gonorynchiformes; Chanidae. The coding region runs from base 39 to 647 and encodes 202 amino acids. Gene Ontology annotation, cellular component: nucleosome. The record is from RefSeq and is a predicted model, not a curated record. Gene Ontology annotation, molecular function: DNA binding; structural constituent of chromatin. The transcript has a single exon. Gene Ontology annotation, biological process: nucleosome assembly.